Molecule: messenger RNA, 516 nt
Organism: Tetrapisispora phaffii CBS 4417
Lineage: Eukaryota; Fungi; Ascomycota; Saccharomycetes; Saccharomycetales; Saccharomycetaceae
Gene: ARC19
Product: Arc19p
Exons: 1
Coding region: 1-516 (171 amino acids)
Biological process (GO): Arp2/3 complex-mediated actin nucleation; actin filament polymerization
Cellular component (GO): actin cytoskeleton; Arp2/3 protein complex
Molecular function (GO): actin filament binding
Source: RefSeq, a predicted model, not a curated record
AUGUCCCAGUCCCUACGUCCCUAUUUGAAUGCUGUGCGCUACUCGUUGGAGGCAGCUUUGACACUAAGAAACUUCUCCUCGCAAGAGGUCGAAAGACACAACAGACCUGAAGUUGAGGUCCCUAAUACCAGUGCUGAACUGUUGUUACAACCUAUGCAUGUAUCCCGUAACGAGAAUGAACAGGUGCUGAUUGAGUCAAGUGUGAACUCCGUUAGGGUCUCUAUUAAAGUGAAACAAGCCGAUGAGAUCGAGCAGAUUUUAGUGCAUAAGUUUACCAGAUUUUUGGAACAACGUGCAGAGGCUUUCCAAAUCUUGAGAAGAGAGCCAAUCCAAGACUUCAGCAUCUCCUUUUUGAUCACCAACAAGCACACAGAGACCUUGAAGACAGAUAAACUAAUCGAUUUCAUCAUCGAGUUCAUGGAGGAAGUAGACAAGGAAAUUAGUGAAAUGAAAUUGUUCUUAAAUGCUAGAGCAAGAUUCGUGGCAGAAGCCUAUUUGGGUGAAUUUGUAUAUUGA